CCGUGGAGACAGGUUGGCACCACUUUUUCUCCUGGAGUAAGACGCACGAGUGUCAAGGCCGUGACUGAACACUUUAUCAGGCAGUGGAUUCAGAAUUUUUAAAAAUAUAACAACCUAUUGACAUAAUUCCAUUUUUAACUUUAAUAUAGCUUCUACGAAAAAAGAAAAAUCUUUGUGAAUUAAAGAAAAUUACCGAUAAAUAUUACAAAAUUAUUAGUGGUUUAUAGUGAGGGACACGUGAAUACUAUAGUGAUAAUAAUCUGACUAAAGCAUUGUGGAAAAUCUGUGACAUACAAAUAACAUCACUCGUCUGCCUGAGUUUUGAUCCUCAUAUCCUUCGAGGCCCGCUACAUCGCGCCGCCCGGAGGAGGGAGGGAAGGGCGCAGACGCAGGCACAGUGCAGCUAGAGCCGAGGAGGACGUCUUCGGAGGAGGAGAAGAAGGAGAAGGAAUCCUAGGAGGAGAAGGAGGAGGUAUAGAAGGAGGAAGAGGACUAGAAAGAGGAAGAGUAGGUGGAGGAGGAGGUAUAGAAGGAGGGAGAGGAGGACCGGAGAGAGGAAGAGGAGGAGGAGGAGGAGGAGGAGGAAUACUAGACCGAGGUGGAGGAGGACUUUUCUGGGAUGGAGACGUGAGCGACGCCCAGGAAGGAGGAGGAUACGGAAGCGGGCUGGAGGACGACAAGCAGAUGCUCCUCGAUGUGGAACAGAACAUCGCCAACCUCGAGAGGAACAUCAGCAUGCAAGAGAAACACUCGGGAAUGAUGAGAGGAAGGAAGAGCAAAGAGAACUCGCCGGAGAUGCAGAAGAAGAGCCGAGGCUUCGCGGGCAUGAAGGCCGUCCGCUCGCUGGUGCGCCUCGGCCGCCAGCGGUCCCGCAGCGCCGGUGCGGACGACGAGGAGCGCUGCGGACUCAAGGACGCGGACCACAACGACGCCCACGCCCGCGACCUCAGCCGCCCGCCCUCCGCCUGCUCCACCAUCUCCGACAACGAGUCCACUUGCUCCGUCUCCACCAACGUCAAGGCCAAGAAACACAAAUCCGAGACCGUGAACUCCACUCCUGCCGAACUCAAAGCUCAGGACUUCCAGGUAUGCAUAACAAUCAUUGAAGCGCGACAACUGGCCGGCCUCAACAUGGACCCUGUGGUGUGCGUGCAAGUCGGAGACCAGAAGAAAUACACGUCAGUGAAGGAAUCUACGAACUGCCCGUACUACAAUGAGUAUUUCGUGUUCGACUUCCACAUGGCCCCGGCUAUGCUUUUCGACAAGAUAAUUACAUUGACGGUCUUGCAAUGUCGGAACAUCCUCCGGUCUAACAAGGUCCUGGGGAGUUUUAAACUGGACGUAGCAACCGUGUGGUCCCAGCCAGAGCACCAAUUCUACCACAAAUGGGCGUUGCUCACCGACCCAGAUGACAUCACUGGCGGGCCGAAGGGUUACCUCAAGUGCGACAUCUGCGUGGUGGGCAAGGGGGACGCCAUCAAGGCCCCCUUGAGGAAUGACAAGGAUGAGGACGACAUUGAAGGGAACCUCCUGCUGCCCGACGGAGUGCCAGCAGAGAGGCAGAGGGCCAAGUUCAUCGUCCGCAUCUAUCGGGCCGACGGACUCCCCAAGAUUAAUUCCUCGAUCAUGGCGAACGUGAAGAAGGCUUUCACGGGCGACUCCAAGGACCUGAUCGACCCCUACGUCCAGGUCUCCUUCGCUGGACUCUCGGGCCGCACGAGCGUGAAGAAGAACACAGCCAGCCCGACGUGGAAUGAACAAAUCGUGUUCACCGAGAUGUUCCCUCCGCUGUGCCAGAGAGUCAAGAUCCAGCUGAGAGAUAACGACGCUGUCAAUGACACUGUCAUCGGAACGCAUUUCCUCGAUCUCACGACGAUCUCGAACGACGGAGAUAAGGGCUUCCUCCCGACCUUCGGCCCCGCCUACGUGUACAUGUACGGCUCCACCCGCGACGGCUCCGUCAUGGACGAGAACUCCGCCCUCAAUGCCGGCCUGGGGGAGGGCAUCGCGUACCGGGGGCGCGUCCUCAUCUCCGUGCGCUGCCAGAUCACGGACCAGCUGGACGUCGCGCCGUCGGAGGUCGAGGUCGAGAACACGCUGCCCAUUCAGGAGAGUAACUACGGUAAAAUGGAGGAGUUCCUGAUGUUCGCUUCGGUGCAAGAGGCGACUAUGAUUGAUCGUAAAGUGUGCGACAAACCGCUCUCCUUCGAACUGUCGCUGGGCAAUGCGGGCAAUUCCCUGGACGGCUGCUCGACCACGAGACCUUCCAGCGAAGAGGAGAGCGACGGAGAAUCGGGCCCCGAAUCAGUCGUGGGCGAGGCGUCCAUGUGGCACUCGACGACGCCGCCCAUGAAGCCCAUGACCAACGACAAGAUCUACUACUUCCUGCCCUUCUGGGACGACAAGCCCUGCCUCUACAUCCGCUCCUUCUUCCAAGACCACCGCAGGAGACUCUACAACUCCAACGCCAUAGCGGGCAUCGCGAUCAAGCUGGAGGAGGGUCUGUCCGAGGUGUCCGGCCUGAUGGAGGAGGAGGACGGAAGCGCCGAGCGCCGCCUGAAGGAGGUGCUGGAGGAGAUGGUCUCGGGAUGCGGCCAGUACCUGAGCAUCGCCAGGGCGUCCUCUGCGGCGUCCACGGGAGGCAGGACCAAGCUGGACAAGGAGAGGAUGAGGCUCUGCCAGAGGGAGAUCGACCACCUCGGCAGCGCAGCCCGGCACACGAAGGCGCUGGUGACGAGACACAGCCUCCGAGACCGCUACAAGACGGCGCACACGUAUCUCGCCAAGCUCAGGGGACUGAUUGAGGAUCCCCAGCACAGCCUCCCCGACGUGUUCCUGUGGAUGAUCAGCGGCGGGAAGCGGGUGGCUUACCAGCGCAUCCCCACCAGGCACCUCAUCUACUCGCCCGUGGACCUGGAGAGAGGGAAGUCCUGCGGGGUCACCCAGACGCUGUUCCUCAAGCUGCCCGGACGCAAGUCGAGCGGGCCGGGCGGCUGGGCCAUCCAAGCCAAGCUGCAGAUCUACCUGUGGCUGGGCAUGAUGAAGCACAAGAAGCACUUCCUUCCCGGCAUUCCCAAGGGCUACGAGACGCCGUACGAGCUGCGCAACAUCGAGAGGACCAUGACGCUGCCGCCCAUCACGCUGCACUACACGCAGAAACAGAUCUUCCAGCUGCGCGCGCACAUGUACCAGGCCAGGUCACUCAUCGCCUCCGACAAUUCAGGUCUCUCUGACCCCUUCGCGCGGGUCAUCAUCGGAGAGCACUGUCGAGAGACUCAGGUGAUCGACGAGACGCUGAGCCCGACGUGGGACGAGAUGCUGGUGCUGGACGACAUCCUGGUGUACGGGACGAGGGAGGAGAUGAAAGCCCAGCCUCCGCUCAUCGUGGUCGAGAUUUUCGAUCAGGACAAAGUGGGCAAGUCAGAGUUCAUCGGGCGGGCGCUGGCUCGACCGCACAUCAAGCUCCGCGAAGAACCGUACGAGCGGCCGCACCUGGAGUGGCACGACCUGUUCCGCGGGACGGACCACGCCGGGGAGCUGCUGGCGACCUUCGAGCUCCUGCAGUUCCAGGACGGCGAGGAGGGCGGUGACGUCAUCGCCGUGCCCCAGGCCAAGGAGUACCACGGGGGGGACAGCGGGCCCCUGAUGCCAGUGCCGCGGGGCAUUAGGCCGACGCUCGCCAAGUACAGGCUGGAGGUUCUGUUCUGGGGCCUGCGCGACCUGAAGCGCAUCCACCUGCUGACGGUGGACCGGCCGCGCGUGGACGUGGAGGUGGCAGGACACAUCAUCCAGUCGGCCGUCAUCACGUCGGCGCGGAGGAACCCCAACUUCACCAACCCCGUCAAGUACAUCGAUCUGGAACUCCCCGAGCAAGAGCUGUACUGCCCUCCAAUCACCAUCCGGGUCGUGGACUGCCGGAGCUUCGGAAGGUUCACUCUGGUCGGGACGCACAUCAUCUCCAACCUGCACCGCUACACAUGGACGCCGACGACGAGGAGGGAGAAGGAGGCGGCGAGGAAUGCGUCGCUGGUGCAAUUGCAAGGAGACGACCCGAACGGCGUGGGGAACAACAACGCUCUGGUCCCCAACAACGUCCACGGCGGAGGAGGAGGCGGCGGCGGAGGCGGAGGAGGCGGGAGCGUGGCCUACAGAGGGAACCACGAGCGAAGUCCUCUUCUGCAGAAGGACACGAUCAUCACCAUCGACUAUGUGCGUGGAUCUGGCGCCGUGUCCAAGCUCGUGGGCGUGACGAAGAAGGAGAAAGCAGAAGCGAACAGAAGACGAAAGCAGAGUUUAGACAUAGAGGAGGAGGAAGAGGAGAACAGGGACUGGUGGACGAAAUACUUCGCGUCGCUGGAGGCUGUGGCCAUUCAACAGCAGGAGAGCAGGGGGGCGAGAGAGCGAGCAGACAACCCCGACGGCGAGCAGACGCAGCAGCAGGAGGCCCAGCGGGAGGCGGCGACGGACAAGAAGAAGCACCACACCUUCAAGGCUUCGUCCACGGCGGCGAAGCUGGCGGCGAGACUCAGCCCGAAGACGCAGAGGAGAAAACCCAAGCAGAAUAUUGCUCUCAUGAAGGUCAUACCGGGAGACCUGGAGACUGAUUUCAACGGUUUCCGAGAGUGGCUUCACACCUUCGAGCUGUACCGGGGCAAGAAAACCGGGGACGAACUGGAGGACGAGAACCGGGUCGUCGGGAAGUUCAAGGGCUCCCUCAAGCUGUACAGGUGGCCCCUCCCGAAGGACAUUGAGGACACGACCAUCACGGGAGGCGACCCACAGUAUGGCUUCUUCCAGGGCCUUCCCUCCAACGACCCCAUCCACGUGCUGGUGCGAGUGUACGUGGUCCGUGCGUGUGACCUUCAUCCCAUGGACCUGAAUGGGAAAGCUGACCCUUACAUCCUGAUCUACCUCGGGGGCAAGAAAGUGUCGGACAAAGAAAACUACAUUUCGAAGCAGUUGAAUCCCGUCUUUGGCAAGUGCUUCGAGAUCGAGGCCACCUUCCCUCAGGACUCGAUGCUGACGGUGCAGGUCCUCGACUGGGACCUCGUGGGCUCCGACGACAUGAUCGGGGAGACGAAGAUCGACCUCGAGAACCGGUUCUAUUCCCGCCACCGAGCCACGUGCGGCCUCGCCUCCAGAUACGAGACGGCGGGCUACAACCAGUGGCGGGACCCGAUGAAGCCGACGCAGAUCCUGGGGCGCCUGUGCAAGGAAGGGCGUCUGGACGGGCCUCACUACGGGCCGGGGAAGGUCAGGAUCGGCCCCAAGACCUUCACGCUGCAGGCCGACGACGAGCACGACCCGGGCAGGUUCCGGAUGAUAGCGAGCGAGGAGCAGCUGGCACUCGCUGUCCUGCACCGGUGGGAGGAAGUGCCAAAGGUGGGGUGCCGCCUGGUGCCGGAGCACAUCGAGACGAGGCCCUUGUACAACCCCGAUAAGCCGGGCAUUGAGCAGGGCAAGAUCGAGAUGUGGGUGGACAUGUUCCCGAUGGACAUGCCCCUGCCCGGCCCGCCCCUCGACGUCACGCCCAGGAAACCCAAGAGCUACGAACUCCGCGUCAUCAUCUGGAACACUGACGACGUCGUGCUCGAGGAUGACGCCUUCUUCACCGGCGAGAAGAUGUCGGAUAUUUACGUCAAGGGGUGGCUCAAGGGCCCCGAGGACACCCAGUGCACCGACAUCCACUACCGGUCGUUAACAGGCGAAGGCAAUUUCAACUGGAGGUUCGUCUACCCCUUCGAGUACCUUGUGGCCGAGGAGAAGAUCGUCAUCAGUCGCAAGGAGUCGCUGUUUUCGUGGGACGAGACGGAGUGCAAGAUCCCGGCGAGGCUGGAGUUGCAGGUCUGGGACGCCGACCACUUCUCCGCCGACGACUUCCUGGGCGCCAUCACCCUGGACCUGAACCGCUUCCCCCGCGGCGCCAAGAACUCCAAGCUGUGCACGCUGGACAUGCUCAAGACAGACGGUUCGGUCCCGAUGGUGAACAUCUUCAAGCAGAGGAGAGUGAAGGGCUGGUGGCCCUUCUACAUCAAGAAGGAGAACGAGGAGAUGGAGCUCACGGGGAAGGUGGAAGCCGAGAUUCACCUGCUGACGAAGGACGAGGCGGAGAAGAACCCGGCUGGACUCGGGCGCAACGAACCGGAUCCUCUGGAGAAGCCGAACCGCCCCGACGCCUCCUUCAUGUGGUUCCUCAACCCCCUGAAGAGCAUCAGAUACAUAAUUUGGCACAACUACAAGUGGGCCAUCAUCAAGAUUCUCGUUUUCUUUGCUCUGACCAUUUUCUUCGUCCUCUUCUUCUACUCCGUUCCUGGCUUCACCGUCAAGAAGAUUCUAGGGGCGUAAAGAAAACGGAGAUUCUGGCAGCGUGAAGAAAACGGAGAUUCUGGCAGCGUGAAGAAAACGGAGAUUCUGGGAGCGUAAAGAAAACGGAGAUUCUGGGAGCGGAAAGUAAACGGAGAUUCUGAGAGUCUAAAGAAAAUGGAGAUUCUGGAAGCCUAAAGAAAACUGAAGUUCUGGGAGCCUAAUGAAAACGCAGAUUCUGGAAGCUUAAAGAAUAUGAAGAUUCUGGGAGCAUGAAGAAAAACGGAGAUUCUGGGAGCUUAAAAAAAAACGGAGAUUCUGGGAGCAAGAAAAAAAACGGAGAUUCUGGGAGCCUAAAGAAAACGGAGAUUCUUGGAGCCUAAGGAAAAUGGGGAUUCUGGGACCGUGAAGAAAACGGAGAAUCUGAAACCUAAAGAAAACGGAGACUCUUGGAGCCUAAAGGAAACGGAGAUUCUGGAAGCCUAAAGAAAACGGAGACUCUUGGAGCCUAAAGGAAACGGAGAUUCUGGAGGUCUAAAGAAAACGGAGAUUCUGGGACCGUGAAGAAAAUGGAGAUUCUGGAAGCCUAAAUAAAACGGAGAUUCUGGGAGCUUAAAGAAAACGGAGAUUCUGGGACCGUGAAGAAAACGGAGAUUCUAGAAGUCUAAAGAAAACGGAGAUUCUUGGAGCCUAAAGAAAACGGAGAUUCUGGGAGCCUAAAGAAAAUGGAGAUUCUGGGACCGUGAAGAAAACGAAGAUUCUUAGAGCCUAAAGAAAACAGAGAUUCUGGAAGCCUAAAGAAAACGGAGAUUCUGGAAACCUAAAGAAAAUGGAGAUUCUGGAAACCUAAAGAAAAUGGAGAUUCUGGGACCGUGAAGAAAACGGAGAUUCUGGGAUCGUGAAGAAAACGGAGAUUCUGGAAGCCUAAAGAAAACGGAGAUUCUGGAAACCUAAAGAAAACGGAGAUUCUGGGACCGUGAAGAAAACGGAGAUUCUGGGACCGUGAAGAAAACGGAGAUUCUGGGACCGUGAAGAAAACGGAGAUUCUGGAAGCCUAAAGAAAACGGAGAUUCUGGAAACCUAAAGAAAAUGGAGAUUCUGGGACCGUGAAGAAAAUGGAGAUUCUGGGAUCGUGAAGAAAACGGAGAUUCUGGAAGCCUAAAGAAAACGGAGAUUCUGGAAACCUAAAGAAAACGGAGAUUCUGGGACCGUGAAGAAGACGUAGGUGGAAGAUGGAAGAAAAGGAGAUUGACGGAACGAAUGAUGGAAGGAAGAGACGGACGAUGAAAAGAAGGAAGGAGGACUGAAGGAACGAUGAAAGAGAAUGAAGGAGGACUGAAGGAACGAUGAAAGAGAAGGACGGAAGAUAGAAGAAACGAUUGAAGGGAGGAAUGAAGGAAGGAAGGACUGAAGACUGAAAGAACGAUGGAAGAGAAGGAAGGAAUUAAGAGAACCAGGGAUGGAAAACUGAAUGAACGAUGGAUGGAAAGACAGGAGAGAGGAAGAGAGAAAGAAAAAAUAUAUAUCACUUUCAUUAAGUCCUAAUUGAUGUCGAACGAUGGAAUGGAGGAAAGGGAGGGAAAGGGAAGGAAGGGAAGGGAAGGGAAGAACCAGGAAGUCGCACGUGAGCAUAUUUUCCCCAAGGUAAUAAGUUACAUAACCCGGCUGUAGAUGUUAGGUGUAUUCCUCCUGUGUCAAUAGCGGGAAAGUGUGUGUGUGCGUGCGUGUGUGGGUGUGUAAGAUUAUAUUUUAUAUAUGUAUAUCUCCUUCGUGUUCGUGCAAAUAUUUCUGUUCAUAGUGAGGUGUACAUACUUCUACGAGUAUCUCAGUCGCCUUGGGUCACAGGACGAGGAUGUAAUAAUACCUGAUUGUAAUUUCGAAUGUUCUAUGAUAUCCUGUGUGUGUGUGCGGAGCCAUUAUAGAGUGGCUAUAUUCUACUGUGUCCAUAAUUUCACUGUGUGAUCAGACGAGUCAAAAGACUAUAAAAAAAAAAGAAUUGCAGAAAAGGAUACAAAUUAUUUAUAUUUAAAAUGAAGGACCAACAUUUCCAUUUAUGAGCUUACUGCACCUUUUUACAUCGCAUUACCUUACUGCACCGAAGCAUGUUUAAACUUGACUGGUCGGAGAUGGACGAGGGGCCCGCAUGCAAAGGGGCCUCCUGCUUGCCAUGGCUUAUCUUAUCUUAUCGUGGGUUUUUUGGCCUUCUCUCUCGAGCUCUCUCCCCCUUUUCAUCUUCUUCGUUUUCUGGUUUAUCAAGGGGUUUUCUCUUUUUCACUUUUCUCUACAUGUUUUUUUUCGAACUUAGUAUUCAGUCUCUCUCUCUCUCUCUCUCUCUCUCUCUCUCUCUCUCUCUCUCUCUCUCUCUCUCUCUCUCUCUCUCUCUCUCUCUCUCUCUCUCUCUCAUGUGCUUAUAAUUUAAACCUUCACUUAGACAUACUUAUAACCUUACUCACUAUUAAGUCAUAACUAUAUUUUUCAUCCUCACUUAGACAUAUAAAUACUCUCUUGUGUGCACUUAACAGUAUCAAGGUCUCUACUUUUAAUAUUAUAGAAAAAAAUGAACUCAAAUAACAAAUCAUGUGUCCGUGUUACCAUUCAGUCAUUAGGUUGUGAUAACAUAGACAAUAUAGAAAAAAUAUAUAUAUAUAUAAUUUCCCUUUUCCAGAACUUUGAGUGAUAAUGAAGGUAUUUUUGUAAAGAUGGUUUUGCUGGUGAUAUAUUUACUGUCAUAUAUAUUUACCAUAUUUUCUGGUUUCUUAAGCAAGCUGAUGCAUAAGCUUGAAACACAUUCAGUUCAACUCUACUGUUAUAUUCUGAUGUAGAAUUAGGAACCAUGUCUUGUAAUAGAUAAAACAAUGUUUAUAUACUGCAGUAACAAAUUCUCGAGUGUUUCACUUUACCAUUAUUAUUGGUC
Penaeus indicus is the source of this 9217-nucleotide messenger RNA. RefSeq names its product otoferlin-like. Gene Ontology annotation, cellular component: membrane. Bases 685 to 6345 code for a protein of 1886 amino acids. NCBI's taxonomy places the organism in Eukaryota, Metazoa, Arthropoda, Malacostraca, Decapoda, Penaeidae. The record is from RefSeq and is a predicted model, not a curated record. The transcript has 37 exons. Gene Ontology annotation, biological process: plasma membrane organization.